Molecule: messenger RNA, 315 nt
Organism: Salvelinus namaycush (lake trout)
Lineage: Eukaryota; Metazoa; Chordata; Actinopteri; Salmoniformes; Salmonidae
Product: beclin-1-like
Exons: 3
Coding region: 1-315 (104 amino acids)
Biological process (GO): late endosome to vacuole transport; cellular response to nitrogen starvation; autophagosome assembly
Cellular component (GO): phosphatidylinositol 3-kinase complex, class III, type I; phosphatidylinositol 3-kinase complex, class III, type II; phagophore assembly site
Source: RefSeq, a predicted model, not a curated record
AUGGAUGAGGAGGAGCUACCACUGUACUGUUCAGGGGGCCUGCGCUUCUUCUGGGACAACAAGUUUGACCAUGCCAUGGUGGCCUUCCUGGACUGUGUGCAGCAGUUCAAGGAGGAGGUGGAGAAGGGAGACACGGGAUUCUGCCUGCCCUACAGGAUGGAUGUCGAGAUUGAGGACAUGGGAGGCAGCGGCGGCUCCUACUCCAUCAAGACCCAGUUCAACUCGGAGGAGCAGUGGACCAAGGCGCUCAAGUUCAUGUUGACCAACCUCAAGUGGGGCCUGGCGUGGGUGUCGUCUCAGUUUUACAACCGAUAG